AUGGCGUCUGGAGGCGCCGCCCGCGGUCGCCUCGCUGAGGAGCGCAAGGCGUGGCGCAAGAGCCACCCCCACGGCUUCGUGGCCAAGCCGGAGACGCUGCCGGAUGGCUCCGUCAACCUCAUGCUCUGGAACUGCGUCGUCCCCGGCAAGGAAGGCACUGAUUGGGAAGGUGGAUAUUUCCCAGUUACUCUCCAUUUUACUGAAAAUUACCCAAGUAACCCUCCAACCUGCAAGUUUCCACGAAGGUUUUUCCAUGUCAAUGUCUAUGAUUCCGGGGAUGUAUGCCUGUCAAUACUUGGUGAUGCAUGGGCGCCUUCUAUCACAGUGCGGCAAAUUCUUAUAGGCAUCCAGGAGCUGCUGGAUAACCCAAAUCCAGCCUCUCCCGCACAGGAUUUUGCUUAUGAUUUCUUUGCAAAGGUUUUAGGAAAGCGGAGGAAGUCACGUGUAGGAAACCAGUGCGAUCGCUCGCGUAGGAAAUCGCUCGCUCGUCCUUUGCAUCUCCGUACGCGGCGCAGCACGGCACCGACGAGGACGCGACGUCUGCGGCGUCCCCAGUACGGCCUCGCGGUGCACGCCGUCGUGGUCCGUGUGUCUGACGCCGUCGAGGCGUUCCGCGACAGCGUCGACGCGGGUGCGCUCCCGGCCUUGUUCGCCCCUGCCGAGCUCGGUCACGGUUUCGUGUUUGUGGAGGUUGAGCUCGACGGAGCCGCCGUCCUCCGUAUCGUGAGCUACCCUGACGACAGGGACAUAGCCUUCUUGCCCGGGUUGGAUAACAUUGCCAAGAAAUAA
This is a messenger RNA of Miscanthus lutarioriparius, 789 nucleotides long. Lineage: Eukaryota; Viridiplantae; Streptophyta; Magnoliopsida; Poales; Poaceae. The record is from the annotation of a GenBank genome assembly.